Molecule: messenger RNA, 1696 nt
Organism: Rhinopithecus roxellana (golden snub-nosed monkey)
Lineage: Eukaryota; Metazoa; Chordata; Mammalia; Primates; Cercopithecidae
Gene: AQP12B
Product: aquaporin 12B
Biological process (GO): transmembrane transport
Cellular component (GO): membrane; cytoplasm
Molecular function (GO): channel activity
Source: RefSeq, a predicted model, not a curated record
CAGGGGCAGGGGGUGUUCACUCAAGGGAAGACACCUACAGGUGCAGGCAGGAGUGAGCUUCACCUAGGCAGGGUCAGGGAACAUGAGGGGCCCUCCCAGGUGGAGACACAGUGGAGGUUGAGUGGGGGUCUCACCCCAGUGGGGACACAGUGCAGGUGCAAUAAGCAUGGGGCCCUCACUGAGAUGGACACAGCAUUCAUUCAGGGAGGCAGAAAUGGGGGCCCGUUGUUCAGGCAGGGACCUGGAGGAGGUGCAGGCAUCUGGGGGACCCUGCCUCAAGAGGGGCCAGGUGCAGGGAGCAGGUAUUGGGGUCCUGGAGCCAAGAGCGCAGGUAGGAGUAGUGGAGCUCAGAUGGAGGCUCAGAAGAGCUGGGCCAGUCUCCAGAGUCCAGGGCUGGCUGAGCGUGGCCAGUGGGUCCGGGUGUGUUGCAUGCCAGGAGGAUGCCAGGCUGUGGGGCAGGGCCCCUGUGGCCAUCCUGGCUGUGCACCUGGGUGGCAACUGGUGGGGCGGGAGCUGGGGCUGCAGGUGUGGUGUUCCCAGAGGCCCAGGUGCCCUCUCUCACACUCCCGGGCCCUCUGGGUUAUGGGAACCAGCCAGCUCCUGCCCUGUCCCCUCAGGUGUCCUGCAGGCACAGCUCCUCGGCGGGGCCCAGGCCAAUGGCAGAUCUUAACGUGUCCCUCUCCUUCUUCUUUGCCACCUUCGCCCUCUGUGAGGCGGCCAGGCGGGCCUCCAAGGCCCUGCUCCCAGUGGGCGCCUAUGAAGGCUUCGCCCGGGAGGUGGUGGGCGCGGUGCAGCUCGGGGCCUGCUGCCUGGAGAUGAGGACGCUGGUCGAGCUCGGGCCCUGGGCUGGGGGCUUCGGGCCUGACCUGCUGCUCACCCUGCUCUUCCUUCUCUUCCUGGUGCACGGGGCCACCUUGGACGGGGCCUUGGCCAACCCCACCGUGUCCCUGCAGGAGUUCCUCAUGGCCAAGGUGUCUCUGCCUGACACACUGCUGAAGCUGGCGGCCCAGGGGCUGGGCAUGCAGGCCGCCAGCACCCUGACGCACCUCUGCUGGGCCUGGGAGCUCAGCGACCUGCACCUGCUACAGAGCCUCAUGGCCCAGAGCUGCAGCUCAGCCCUGCGCACAUCUGUGCCCCACGGGGCGCUUGUGGAGGCCGCCUGCGCCUUUUGUUUCCAUCUGAUCCUCCUGCACCUGCGGCACAGUCCUCCCGCCUACAGGGUGCCCGCCGUGGCUCUGCUGGUCACCGUCACGGCCUACACAGCCGGGCCUUUUACGUCCGCCUUCUUCAACCCUGCCCUGGCCGCCUCUGUGACCUUUGGCUGCUCAGGACACACCUUACUGGAGUAUGCCCAGGUGUACUGGCUGGGCCCUCUGACAGGGAUGGUCCUGGCUGUGCUGCUGCACCAGGGCCGCCUUCCCCGCCUUUUCCAGAGGAACCUGUUCUACAGCCAGAAGAACAAGUACCGAACACCCCGAGGGAAGCCGGCCCCGGCCUCGGGGGACACCCAGACCCCUGCGAAGGCCAGUGGCCGGGAGCCUGGGCGCAGCAGUGUUGAGGGGCCGCAUUCCAGCUGAGCGGCCUUGCUCUGUGUGAGUCCGUGUGAGGGCCCUGCUAAGAGGGAACCCCGCCACUCCCACAGAAGCCGUUUAUCAAUAAACCAUUCCUAAGGCCUGUGUGUCCCCUGGGCCCAAGA